AUGGCAAAACGCAAAAGAGUUCUUAAGGCGACCAUUACCGACGCGGGACCACGAAAGCGGGUGCGAACUAAGAGGAGGACACCGCCGGACCUGACCCUCACGCCACUUCGUCAUGCGAUUAUCGUGACCUUCUUGACCUGGCAAAAGUUGAGGCGAGAUGCGGAGGAUGCAUUCAUGUUGAGGGUGAAGGAGUAUCCCGAUCAGUUUUCGGCGUUCUCGGGGAAGGUUCAAGAUUUUGACGAAGAUCUCAGUGACAGCUCUCCAGCCCGCAUGGAGUUACUUGGUCGCAUGUCCGUACCUCCCGACUCUCCCGAGUUCAUCAACCUUGACGCCGCUCCGCGCGCUCGAUCUCGGGAUGCGGCGUUCCGAAACGUGCACCAGGUGCUGAUGCUGUACCGAUUGUGGGAUUGCUUGGCGGCUGCGUUGGAUAUGGAGGAAGGGCCAGAUGUCAAUUUCGCCGCUUUGAAGGGCACUGCGGUGUCCCAGAGUAUGUCAACAGACGUCAUGGUGUAUAGCGAACAUUUCCCCAAUAUUGUCAACAUACCGGACAUCCCAGACUUCAUCAUGACGGCGCGAGACGCUAUUGCUCAGGAGUACUCAUGGUUCUCUGAGCCCUUCGAAGAGACCGAAGCUUCCAAGCUUGAGUUUCGGCGAGGGGUCGUCGACGACGAAAUGGGAUCAAGAUCGCCCAUGGACGGGAUCCUGAGCAACUUGUGUAAACGAGUGUCCUCGAUGAACGCACAAAGGAUACUCAUCAACGUGGAGUUGGUGUGUCUCAUGAUUCGAUGGGUGUUGUUCCAAGGGGAGGAUAUAUCGCUCGACAUCGGGAAAGCGAUCCAGAAGUAUAUUGUAGAGAGGAUUGCCUCUAACGGUCCUAACGUUCCCGACUUGGAUCACCUGAGAACGAUGCAGAUCGACACGCCGUGUGCGUACGCUACAUUGUUCUCGCCUCUGUUGCUGUUCCACCGGUUUCUGUUGACUGGUCGCCGAGCUAUGACACCUCUCCUGCUGGGCGCAUUCAUGCAGUGUCAGAAAGAAAAGCCUGCUUGGAUCGUCUACACAGAGAACCUUUUAUGGCGUCGUCUGGUUGAUAUCGCUGCCGGCAAGUAUGAGACUGUCGUUGGUCUGCACAAAUUCUUCUCGGAUUGGUCGAGGCUUUGGAACAAGCAUUCAGCACAGCUCCCGGACCCGCGGCAAGACUGGUUCUUGACGCUCAUCCCCGCAUUUCCGGAGCAAGGGCAGCAACUUGGAAGACUCGAGCUACUUAGUGAUGCCGACGAACCCGAAAAUGCCAGCGUAGAUUCGCCGACAGUGGCAUCGGUCAUUCCCGACGAAGAUAGUCCAGGCGAACCGGAUAAAGACGGUCCAGGAGGACCGACGUUACAAGGAGACGAUGGAACUACUAAACGAAUCAGUGCGCGGACGAACAAGGGAAAGAAGAUGCCGGAUCUCGUCGCUGAAGACAUUUCCUUCCAGAGAAAGUCAAAGCUGCUGGCGGCUAAAAAGAAGAAGCUUAAGAUCGAUCCAAUCGAUGACGAUGACACGGACCCAGUCGAGGAUGAUCAGCUUACUGACGAUGAUCUUCCUUCUGAACCCGAAUCGGAGAACAUCGAGGAUGACAUCGAUGAUUUGAAGCCGCUGAAGCCCAGAUUCUUGUUGCCUGGAUUUACUCACGAGGAUCUCAAGCGCAUCACUGUGGACGAGAACGCUUAUAAUCGGGCAUUUCGAAUGUUCGACAUUCCGGACAAGGCACCCGCCGCAUCGAAAAGUUCGCAGAAGCUGGGUGAGGAGCGAGUUUUAGGGGCUGAGGAGCGGGCUGAGCUCGUGCUUCCUGUGCCACUGCCUUCUUUCUCCGACGGCACCUCACCAGAUCCCGCCGUCCGCGACUUCUGUGUCCAUCCUCGCGUCGCCAAAGUAGAGUACAAAUUGCUGCAGGAGAUCAUACAGAGCGCAAUGUCAUUAGAUGAUGAUUCCCCGCGGCUCGUCUCGGUGUUCUCCUAUGAGAGGUGGAACUCGUUGUCCACGGUGGAACAGCUCGAGGAAUAUUCGUCUCGGAAUAUCAUCAUCCACGGUCACCCUAUUGAGGGGACGUUUUCAUGGGAUACGUCUUGUUUUAAGACAAAGUUGGGUCUAUCUCCAGACGAUACAAUCUCCGUACAAGAUAUGUCGAAGCGGAACCUCCAAAACAUCAGCGCUCAAAACAUUCGGGUUCCAGUCCAGGAAUUGAUCGAGGCAGGAAAGAAGGGCGGACACAAAGGCAGGGUGUACAACGCGCUCAGCAUCCCGAUUGGUAAACGUCCUCUCGUUGAUAUCGCCGGCCUCGCAGGGCUUGACAUGGGGCGUGUUGCUUGGAUACCAGCCAGGCAAACCAUGCAGCUGAAGGCCCGCCAGGAGUUUCCGUACCCCGAUCAUGCAGUAUCGUGGGCCACGGCUGCCACCACAGAUGCUACUUCCUGGCCGCAUAUCGACGGGGAAGGUGCAGGGACCGCCGUCGUCAUCGUACAAGGCAUGAAGCUAUGGUGUAUUGCCAGGCGAAAGAGCUUCGACCAUGGUUUGGAGACCAUCAAUGCUGUACCUGAGGGUUUUGAACCGUCCGCGGCAAAUACAGAUUUCUUCGAGUACGAGAUGUACUUGCUACGGGAGAAGGAUUGCUUGAUCAUGCAACCAGGAACUCUUCAUUACGUUUUGACCGUAGAACCGACUAUCGUCUAUGGACAGCAUUUCUAUUCCCUCCCGCAUAUCAGGAAAUCCGUCAUGUCUUUGGGCCACGCCCUCUUCACCGAGAGAAUGAUCAGCAACGAGGCGCACAUCGGGAUGAUCCGAAUCGUCGUACGUCUUCUCCCAUACUGGUUCAAAUGCUAUAAGGAUGGCAUCAUCGAUCCGUGCACCUGCCCGGACAUCUCCACCGUUGAUGGUAUCCUCACCGUUAUCGCGGUCGGCAACGUGGUCCUGUUCCACAACGUCUUGUUGCUUCGUCCGCAUGUCACCUCCUUCAGAGAAAAGCUGACCAUCGAGGAGCUGGUGGCAGCAAAGCUCAUCUACGUGCACUUCAUGAGGCUCAUCCUUCGCUCUUACGAGAUCCGCGUCGACACUUCGACCCGCCCCACAAACGAGGAAUUCUCCGUCUUCCACGCCGGUAUAUUGCGUUUUGCCCAGGCACUCAUUGCAUACGCCAAGAAGGAGGAGAUCCUGGGUCUGCGCGAAGAAGCGCACUCGACUCAGUCACGUCCGGUCAAGAAGGAGACGGUAGAACUAACUCCGGCUAACGUCUUCAGGCGCACGUUCAAGGCUGUGGAGAGCUUUUGGCCUAACCAGUGGGAGGCUCUACUCCCUUUAUUCCCUGAUGAAAGUGCCGCCGUCCAGGGCAGUGAUGAGGAGCAAGCCACGUUGGAGGAUCUUCUGCAGACCCGGUUUGAGUUGGAGGAGUCAAUUAUCCACGUUGUGCGCCGGGAAUCUCAGCUCGAAAAACACGAAAUCAACAUCGAACCUUUCCGCUUGCGACAGGAAACCAAUGCUCCCAACACCACGCGCCAGGUGGCCGCAUACGUUGAGAUUUCGCGGACCGUGCAAGGGAAAGGGAAGCAACGGCAAUCGUAA
Messenger RNA from Punctularia strigosozonata HHB-11173 SS5, 3597 nucleotides. RefSeq lists its product as uncharacterized. The record is from RefSeq and is a predicted model, not a curated record. The transcript is spliced from 14 exons. Lineage: Eukaryota; Fungi; Basidiomycota; Agaricomycetes; Corticiales; Punctulariaceae. The coding region runs from base 1 to 3597 and encodes 1198 amino acids.